UUUUUCGAACGACGAGCCAGGAAGAAGAAGGAAGCCACCGCGGUCGGGAUUGAAGAACGCAAGCGAUUGCCGUGGUAGAUUCGAGUUCAGCCGGGCUUUGAAUUCGGGCAACGGCUUCCUCCCCGCCUUCUAACGGUCUUCUCUCGUAACGUCGACAUGACGUACCCAGGGUUCGGAGCGUAUGGAGCUUACCGUGGUCAGAUGCCGAUGCAAAUGGCAAUGGGUCAGCCAGUCCCUGGAGGAGUACCAAGUGUGGCCCAUGGUGGAUCUCCUGGCUAUUCUGUUUAUUCUGGCGCCUACGCUGCUGCCGCUGCUGCUGAUCCCUUGUGGACAUUCUUCACCGCUAUUGCUGGACAGGAUGGUGAAGUGGAUGCUGAAGAGCUACAGAGAUGUCUAACACAGUCUGGGAUCAGUGGAACUUAUUCUCCAUUCAGCUUGGAAACCUGCAGAAUUAUGAUAUCAAUGUUGGAUAGAGAGAAUACUGGGAAAAUGGGAUACAAUGAAUUUAAGGAACUCUGGGGAGCUCUCAGUGCUUGGAAACAAAAUUUCAUGAUGAUCGAUCAAGACCGAAGUGGAACUGUGGAACUUCAUGAAUUGACUCAAGUCAUUGUAGCUAUGGGUUAUAGGCUAAGCCCACAGACACUAAUUGCGAUCGUAAAACGUUACAGCAAGAAUGGCAGAAUUUUUUUUGAUGACUAUGUGGCUUGCUGUGUGAAGCUUCGGGCUUUGACGGACUUCUUCAGGAGAAGAGACAGCAUGCAACAGGGCAUUGUGAAUCUUGUAUAUGAUGAUUUCUUGCAGUGCACCAUGGCUAUCUGAGUGCCAAUUGUGGAAGAAAACUCACAUGUAUAAUUUCAACUACUUUGAGAAAACUAACUGAAAAUGCUGUGAAAGCAAGGCUGCCAUUGAUUUUUUUUCCACAUUUCUGCCUGCUAAUGCAUCAUUUCUGUAUAAAUAUCUUUGACUUUUAGUGUGUAGUUUGACAAUAAACAAGUGUUCACAUUUUCCAGUAAUUCUUAGAAGUGUGCCAUUCUUUAUGCAUAUGGAUGGUAGACUUUUUAUAUUUUGGGGUUAUGCUCUCAGGAUUGAUAAGAGGAAACAAUCACAUUUCAUGUAAUGGUUAUAAACAGGGUUCAGUUUAUCUUUAAAGUGCUCUGGCCCAGUACCUAUUGGUUUAAAUUGCAAUAAAGAUUGGUCGCAAUGGGCAUUCUAGUGUUCUAUGACAUCAGCUGUUUCAUGUGCUGCAUGCCUGUGAAAAACUAAAUGCCAGGGGGUGGGGGGUGGGGACGGCAAUUCAGAUUCCAUCAAGUACAAACUUAAAACAAGCAUUUGGAUAUUUCUUCUUCUGGAUGUUCAGUAGAUUUAUUUGAAUGUAGAGUAGUAGAACAUGUUCAUAGUGAAGAUUAUAUUUAAUGGUAGUUGAACACAUUUUGCUGGCUAUUUUUUUUUCCUCUUGAAGAUGUAAUCCUCGGAGGAAUUCAUGUGCCUCUGUAGAGCACCCAUUUUUCCCUUUAAGCUUAAUUUUAGAUACUCCUUUGCUGGAUGUGUAAAAGAAAAAAAAAGCUCCUAACUGGCCUUUUGUUCUUCUCACCUAAAAUUCCAACAGUAGUUGAACAAAUCAGUAAACAAAUGCCUGACUUGAUUGAUUUAGAGACAGCGCUCAACAUUACACUUGCACUGUUGCUGCUGCCAGAAAAUAGUCACGGACUGUGUGGGAACGUGCUCAUGUGUAGCAGCUCCUCACAUGGUUGUGACCAUUUCAACCAUGCCAGCUUUAUGGCGCCAGCACAGCUCUCUUUUUUUUCUGGUGGCUACUACUCUGCAAAUGUUCCUCUUCUGCUGUUCAGCCCUAAUCUUGCACCUCCUCAGGAUUUGUGGAUAAAACUUCAAGUUAGGAUAGCCUGUAGAAUGAACCAACCAUGUCCAGUCCUACAGCUUCUUGGUUUUCUAGUUUGAUUACUCCUAUGCUUUGCAGACCUUUUAAUCGAUGAAUUUGUUAAUGUGUUUGCUUCUCUGCAGUGCACCUAAAUAUACCUUGUGGGUAAAACUAAUAGCCCAACCUUAAUGAGCUGUGUUGGUACUGCUGCCCUUGUGGUGAGGUGGGUAGAAUAAGGACAGGAUUUGGCUGUUUGACUACCCGGUGUGCAAGACUACCCUGUUCAUCUGUGCUGUGCAAGGCACUACGCAGUCUCUUCAGAAGGCAGAACUGGGUGCCCUCUGUGUUCUAGCCUAACACAAUUAAAAUAGCCAAUGGGUCCAUUUGUAGCGCAGAGCUCCGCUGGUUGGCAUUUUUUAAUAUAUUUAAUAGCAUGAUUCAAAGCUGCAUGCUCUGACCCACUUUGUAACGGAAGAAUGCAUUACUUAGCUGCCAAGGAUACAAAUCAUAGUUCACCCUUUCACAACAAAAACUUUGAAAAGGGUCAAUUUCUCUGACUAUUGUAGUAAAAAAAUAGUUGUACUAAGGAAGAUGGUUUUUAGUCUGGAACUAGUAAUGUACGCAUAUAACAUUUCAGUUAUUUAUGUUUUUCUGCAUCUAUCCAUAUCAUUACACUAGUAUAUUGGAUUCUUUUAUAAAAAAUUGUCUUGCAUUAUCUUUCGGUCCCUGUAACUCAUAUUGGCAGUUUCAAAUUGAAGUUCUGAAAUCACUGACACUAUUCGUAUGCAUAUUUUGCUGUUCACAAUUGUCAAGUAAUAGCUAUAGAUUAUUGCGAUCUGCUAUGUAGAGAUUUUCGUACCUUAUGAAAUAACUGGAUACUGUUCUAACUGUACAAAUGCUCUUGUAGUAACUAUUUUCAGUGCCAUCCCAGGCAAUUGUUUGGAAAUAAACUUGGAGCUCGCUUUAUAUUCUUUCA
Molecule: messenger RNA, 2852 nt
Organism: Elgaria multicarinata webbii
Lineage: Eukaryota; Metazoa; Chordata; Lepidosauria; Squamata; Anguidae
Gene: GCA
Product: grancalcin
Exons: 8
Coding region: 157-819 (220 amino acids)
Molecular function (GO): calcium ion binding
Source: RefSeq, a predicted model, not a curated record